UCACUUAAAUGGCCGCCGGUUACUUGUUUUCCAGGUUCCUCCCCUCUCGCGUCCCCAUGAGUGAACCUCCUCCCUCUGCAUUAAUGUGUUUAUAACGAAGCCGCGCUCCCCCGACAGAUAACGUUUACGGGUGGUUUUCCGCGCUCCUCUGGGUCAACACCGCCUUCCCCUGGAGAUAACGCGCCUCGCACAGAUGUUUGCUCCCCGCUCGCGAUCGCUUUUUUUUUUUUUUUUUUUUUUUUGCACGAGCGCAAACACGACAACCCCCGACCCGAGAACUCAGCCGGUCUCACGCCGGCGCCGAUCGGAGCAGCAGGUUCUUUUUGUUGUUCUCGCCCCCCCCCCAACGAAGAUGAAUCUCUCGACGUCCGACGAGUGCUGCGCCUUCGAGUCUCCCGCCCUGGACCGGGCCCUGCCUCCGAUUCUGAUCCUGGAGUUCAUGUUGGGCCUGAUGGGGAACGUGGUGGCCCUGUGGAUGUUCAUCUUCCACAUGGACACGUGGAAGCCCAACGCCGUGUACCUGACCCACCUGGCCGUGGCCGACUCCAUCGUGCUGUUCUGCUUGCCCUUCCGGGCCGACUACUACCGGCGGGGGAAGGACUGGAUCCACGGCGACGUCCCGUGCCGCCUGCUGCUUUUCCUGCUGGCGGCCAACCGCGCGGCGGGGAUCUUCUUCCUCACGGCCGUGGCCGUCGACCGGUACUUCAAGAUCGUCCACCCGCUGAACCGGAUCAACCGGAUGGGCCUGGGCUACGCCCUCUGGGUCUCCCUCGCCCUCUGGGGUCUGAUCUUCUUCGCCACCGGGUAUCUCCUCGCCGACGAGCACUUCUUCUACAACGGCAACCGGACGCAGUGCGAGAGCUUCAACAUCUGCAUGGGCUUCAGCCCCCUCGCCACCUGGCACAACACCUUCUACGUCACCCAGUUCUUCCUGCCCACCGUCAUCGUGGCGUUCUGCACCGCCCGCAUCGCGUGGCAGCUGCGGGUCCGCACCCUGGACAAGCAGGGGAAGAUCAAGCGGGCCGUUCAGUUCGUCUCGGCCGUGGCGCUGAUCUUCAUCACCUGCUUCUUUCCCAGCACCAUAUCGCGCAUCGCCGUCUGGAUCCUGAAGGUGUGGUACGACGAGUGCCGCUACUUCCAGGAGGCCAACCUGGCGUUCUACACCUCGGUGUGUUUCACCUACUUCAACAGCGUCCUCAACCCCGUGGUGUACUACUUCUCCAGCCCGGCCUUCAGCGGCACCUUCGACAAGCUGCUCAAUAAACUGCUGAGGCGGAGCGGAGGCACGGAUCAGACGCCGUCCACCGAGAACGCCGUUUCCACCAUGGACGGGCGAAGGGUUUGAAUCCCACAUGGUGAUGUAAUGAAUGCACCAGCUGGUAGAAUUACUCUUCUCCCAGUUUACACCUAAAAUAAUAAUUAGCAGCUAAUUGCUGUGUACGUGCACACGCAUAACAAAACCCUUGGGAGGGUGUUAAUUAGAGCAAUUAUUUUUAAAUGAUACAAAAUUAUGCUGCACGGUGACCUAAUUUAAUAUGCACUGCAACUAUAUUGUAAAGGCAACACUUUAGGAUGUGUGUAUUUAUCCAGUUUUUCUUUGUACGGUAGUUCAUAUAAUACUUUAAAUAUUCAAUCACUGAUUAUCUGCUAAUGUGGAGAAUAAUAUUUACAGUACAAGUCAGUUAAAGGUUUUAAAGACUCGAUUAAAACAAACUAAACAUCCGAGCAAGUAACUACAACAAAUCAUGUAAAAGCAGUAUAUAUAUAUAUAUAUAUAUUUUUUUGUUCUUUCAUUUCUGUCGUCUCAUUCUUUGUGCAGAUAUUUUCUAAUAUUUGUAUCCUGUUUAGUUUUCUGUAAAUAAAUUAAAUGUUUUAAAUCGCCAACAAAAAUCACCUAUUAGUGUUUGUGUCAUUUUCAUUGAACACAAAUAACACAAAUGUGCAGAGAAUACAUGCAUAAAAAAUUAAGUUAUUUAAAAAAAUAAAUCAAAGAGGAGCAAGGACUUCUAAAAUAAUGUGUAUAAGUUACACAAGAUACAAAGUUUUUACCAACAAAUAUUUCUUGAUGUUUGUAAUACUUUUUCUUUAGUGAUUAUUUUUAAUAAUUUGAAAAAAACAAAUGAGGGGUUACUAUUAUUCCACUUAUGGGUAAAUAUAUUCAUUGUAUAAGAUUAAUGUCCUUAUUGUCCUUCACACAAUAAAAAGUCCUUAUUUUGAGA
Cyclopterus lumpus (lumpfish) is the source of this 2219-nucleotide messenger RNA. RefSeq names its product hydroxycarboxylic acid receptor 2-like. The transcript has a single exon. Gene Ontology annotation, molecular function: G protein-coupled receptor activity. The coding region runs from base 194 to 1345 and encodes 383 amino acids. Gene Ontology annotation, cellular component: membrane. The record is from RefSeq and is a predicted model, not a curated record. Gene Ontology annotation, biological process: G protein-coupled receptor signaling pathway. Lineage: Eukaryota; Metazoa; Chordata; Actinopteri; Perciformes; Cyclopteridae.